Messenger RNA from Oldenlandia corymbosa var. corymbosa, 2861 nucleotides. The record is from the annotation of a GenBank genome assembly. NCBI's taxonomy places the organism in Eukaryota, Viridiplantae, Streptophyta, Magnoliopsida, Gentianales, Rubiaceae.
GUUUGACUCCGGAGUCUGGAGAUAUUCCCGGCUACUACUAGCACCGCGCACUUGUAACCCGAAAAUACCCCUUUCCUCUUAUUUGCUACGCUCCUUCCUGUAGAAGAAAAAUCGACGCGCAAUUAGGGUUUCAAAUUAUCAAUUUCAUGCUUCAAUUGAGAUUAUGGAAGUUGGAGAUAUGGACGUCGACAUCGCGCGUUGGAUUUUGGAAUUCCUCGUCCGGCAACCUCUGGAAGAUCGCGUACUAAACUCUUUAAUCUCCACCCUUCCCCUCACCGACGAAAAUGCGGGUCUCAAAAAAUCCCUUCUCUUGCGAAGAAUCGAGACGGAAAUCGCUAAGGGGGACGUUUCGGAGAAGAUUCUUGAACUCCUCGAACAAAUUGAGGAGCUAGAUUUCAGGGAUAAAAUCAGGCAACAUUCCGAUUUACUCAAGGCUGCGUAUUGCUCUGUAGCAGUUUUUUGCACUGUGAAGUUCCUGGAUAGCGACGGGAAUAGAUUUGAGUAUUUUCAUGCGGUUAAGAGGAUAUGGAGAGGGAAAAUUGCCAAGAUGGAGAAAGGGGAAAAGGUUGGUUUGUUUUCGGAAGAGUUGAAGAGCUGGGCGGACGAGAUUGAGGCGGCUGUGUGGGAUGAUAGCGCUUGCGAUCUUCUCUUAAACAGGAGUAAGGAGAUUAAUGCCAGUGAGGCUGUAAGGCAAUAUGUGAAGGAGGAAAAAGAAAUCAUGGGCCCUUCCUUUCUUGAAUUAGUGGCAGAAGCAUCAAGGAACGAUGAUAGAUUAAAGGGAAUUCUAGGUAUCAAGGGAGGGGUGAACGCCUCCACGCCUACUGCUGUUACUCUUUCCGUUCAGAGAAAAGAUGUCAAUGCAGAAACGCAAGGAGGGAAUGUGCUUCCCAGACUUAAAUAUGCUGCUUGUAAACGAACUCGAGUUGCUGUAUCAGGGAAGUCCCGGGGAGCUAGGAUCACUGAUGCUGAUGCUUCUGAUGCUCGAACAUGCAAUUCAUUAUCCAGUCCAGACGUAAGUGAAGUGCGGGAAGCUCUUAAAUCAAGUUCACUGGAGCUUAAAGCUGUUGUGAAGGAUCCAUUACCUGAUGCAUUGCACUUUGCUAAGGCCGUAGUUUCUGAUGUUUCAAAUAAAGACAGAGCUACAUUGCCUGUGGAAGACAGUCAUAACAGAACUCAUCCUGCUGGUGAGAGGUCAAGGCCUGUCCAAGCCAAUGGAGAACUAGUUUCCCGUGUGGCAAGUAAAGAGCCAGCUAAGCUGCGCGUGGAACAAAGUUGUAAUGGAGCUAAUCCUGCUGGUGAAAGCUCGAGGUCUGUCCAAACCAACAGAGACAUAGUUUCUGGUGAUGCAAGUAAAGAGACGACUAAGCUGCCUGUGCAACAAAAUCGUAAUGGAGCAAGUCCUGCUGAUGAGAGCUUAAGACCUCCCCAAGCUAAUGGAGAAAAAGCUUCUGGUGUUGCAAGUAAAGAGACAGUUAAGCUGCCUGUGCAACAAAGUCUUAAUGAAGCAAUUCCUGCUGGUGAGAGGUCAAGGUCUGCCGGGGCCAGUGGAGAAGACAGAGGUAAUGAUUGUCAACAGCACGAGAAAAAUGCUCCAAGACCAAGUUUAAUGGCACGAAAUGGUACCGCCCAUACCAUGGAGUGGAACGACUCAGUUGAGGAAACACCAGAUUCAUCUAAUAUUGAAAACAGACCUCGCUUACAUGAACCAAGGACUCGGGCAGUGUCUCCAUUGAGAAUAUAUGAAGGGAACAACUUGAAAAGGAGGAGAAAAAUUAAAAGAUGGAGCUUGCUAGAAGAAGAUACACUGAGGACUGGUGUUGAAACGUAAGUAAAUGAUGGCAUGCAGACGUACUUAAAAUUAGACAAAGCACAAGUUCUAAAAUAUUCCUGUGAUCAUCACAUUAUAGGUAUGGAAGGGGAAACUGGAAGCUCAUUUUGAAUGCAUAUCGGGACGUAUUUGAAGAAAGAACUGAGGUAAAUUUGGUGGUUCAACUCUUGUAAUGCUUUGUGAUAUUUGUUUAACUCUAUUCUUUUGGUCGGAUCUUUUAAUUAUAUUUGCAAAUGAUUUAUAGGUUGACUUGAAGGACAAGUGGCGGAACAUGACGAAAUGAUCCUAAUUCUGAAGAAAUGACUUAAUUGUUUUGUUUGCUGGUUGGUGAAAUGUUGCAUAUAUAGCCUUUUUGUUCCCUUCUCAAUUCUUUUCUUGGUAAAGCCCCUUAAGUCAAAGCUGUAAAUUUUUUGUUGGAGUACUAGGGAAGGAAUUGAGAAUCUUUGUAUAUGUUGUGUUGUAGAUGUAUUCCUUAGUCGUCAGGAUUAAGAUAGCUUAACGCUGUACCAGUAGUUUAUCGUGUGUUUAAGUUCUGUGAAAUGAGAAUGAAAGCAGUUGAUCCUUCUUCCUCUUGCUGUCUCUUGAAUUGAGCAACUGACCGCGAGUUUCCUAUGAGUUCGGAUUUGCCAAUUGGUAGGGAGGAGUACUAAAAGUUGACUAUGACUAUCACGUCUCCGGACUCCUUAAUGUUGCCUUUGACUAAUACGUGCCGGCCGGGUUCACUAAUUCUAUCCCCAUUUUCUUUUGGAGUGCGGACAAAUUCGCUAUCUAAGACAGGUUUCUCAAGUUGACUAAUCCAUAUGCAAGACGUUGACAUAUGAUGGAAGUACCAGUUCCCUUUUGGUAUAACGUGAAUUCUCUCAACCCUUCGGGGGAUAUCAAAACUUGUGUUCCAAUUGAUGGAAUUACUGCGUCGUGUUGGUGACGGAAGUCCAUUUUGCUGUAAAGGUCCCGAGUGAGACAGGCGAGUUUGCCAUUUAGAAGUCGCAGUACCUGAGAAGAGUUAUCAUAUAUCCAAACAAACGUAUCCAAG